Molecule: messenger RNA, 297 nt
Organism: Marmota flaviventris (yellow-bellied marmot)
Lineage: Eukaryota; Metazoa; Chordata; Mammalia; Rodentia; Sciuridae
Source: the annotation of a RefSeq genome assembly
AUGCCUAUUAUUAUUCUUAAUAUUAUCUUAGCUUACUCUACAUCCCUACUAGGAAUAUUCAUUUAUCGGUCCCACUUAAUGUCAUCACUUUUAUGUCUAGAGGGAAUAAUAUUAUCAAUAUUUGUUUUAUGCUCCCUCCUAAUUAUAAACUUCCACUUUUCCCUGUCAUUUAUAAUCCCUAUCACCUUAUUAGUGUUUGCUGCAUGUGAAGCGGCUGUAGGUUUGGCUCUUCUGGUAAUAGUAUCUAAUACAUAUGGCCUAGACUAUGUCCAAAAUCUAAAUAUCCUCCAAUGCUAA